AUGUGCGCCGCCAUGCUUAAUGUCAUCGUCGUCGGCGCCGGAAUCGCCGGCCUUUCUGCCGCCAUCUCUCUCCGCAGAGCGGGCCACAGUGUUCACGUGUAUGAACGGUCUUCCUUCAACAACGAAAUCGGGGCGGCCAUUAAUAUUCCUCCAAACGCCACCCGCUUCCUGACGGCGUGGGGACUCGACCCAUCGCGGUGGCGCUUUGUUCCGGCGCGCCGCAUCACCUUCAUCGACCCAGUCACCCUCAAAGCUACGGUUAACAUGCCGGCUGACACAAUGGCCAUGACGGUCGGCGGCGCGGCUCUCUACUAUGCUCACCGAGUCGAUCUUCACAACGCACUCAAAUGGUUGGCUGUGCGGGAAGACGGGCCCGGCUCGCCAGUUACGAUCCAUCUGGGGUCCCAGGUGGUUGGCUAUGAUCCGUCCCAGCCAUCCAUCUUCCUUGAAGGAGGCAAAGAAGUUUGCGGCGACAUCGUUGUCGGUGCAGACGGUGUCCAUUCGUGUGCUGCCGAGACCGUCAUGGGCCACGAGAACCAGCCUGUAGCGCCAGUACACUCCAAUUACUGCUAUCGCUUCCUCAUUCCCGCUGCUACGCUCGACGAGGAUCCAGGAACACGGUUUUGGAACGAGCAACGAGACGGCUGGACUCGCUUAUUUGUACACAAUGACACCAAACGGAGGAUGGUCGUCUAUCCAUGCCGAGACAACACCAUCCAUAACUUCGUCGGGUUAUUCUUUGACGAAGACAUGGAGUCGGACACUCGAGAGGAUUGGCAGGAGGGCGUCGACAUCUCUGAAGUUCUCGCAAGGUUCUCCGACUUUAACCCCAGGCUUCUCAAAGUCAUGAGCAAGGCAACCCACGCGAAGCAAUGGCCACUGCUCUACCGCCAUCCCCUGUCCACUUGGCGCAAGGGCCGCUUGGUCCUGGCCGGUGACUCGGCCCAUCCUAUGCUUCCUCACCAGGCACAGGGCGGAGCCCAGGGCCUCAAAGAUGGACUCGCGCUGGGCGUCACGCUUCACGGCGCGUCCAGCCCGGAGGAGAUUGAAAAGCGGCUCGAAAUCUACGAGCGCAUCGAGCUUCUCGGCGACGAACUGCGCCAGUACCUGAGGGGGGACGAAAUACCUACAAAUCCAGCGGAUAUCUACAAGUACAACUUUGGCUUCGACGUCGUCAGGGCCGCACUCGCUGCGAUGGAGGAGUAUGACCCAAAGUUUCGACUACCCCCGGACUUUUUUGAGAGUGAGGUGCCCGGCAUUCCGACUUAG
Messenger RNA from Hirsutella rhossiliensis, 1269 nucleotides. Its product is annotated as FAD binding domain-containing protein. Bases 1 to 1269 code for a protein of 422 amino acids. NCBI's taxonomy places the organism in Eukaryota, Fungi, Ascomycota, Sordariomycetes, Hypocreales, Ophiocordycipitaceae. The transcript is spliced from 8 exons. Gene Ontology annotation, molecular function: FAD binding; monooxygenase activity. The record is from RefSeq and is a predicted model, not a curated record.